GAAACAAAAUUCUAAAUUUAGAACUACACUAGUCUAGCUAGCAGUUUAAUUUUUAAGUAAAAUGGCCGUCUGUGUUGCAGUCAUAGCCAAAGAGAAUUAUCCACUUUUCAUAAAAACAGUCGCAACUGAAAAUGAAUUGAAGUUUUAUUACACUGUACACACCUCACUGGAUGUAGUUGAAGAAAAAAUUAGUUCAGUUGGCAAAAAUGUAAAUGAUUUAAGAGAGCUAUACUUGGGCCUUCUAUACCCUACUGAAGAUUACAAAGUUUAUGGCUAUGUAACAAAUACAAAAGUGAAAUUUGUGAUUGUUGUAGAUUCUUUGAAUGCAUCUCUCAGAGACAAUGAGAUUAGAACAAUGUUCAAAAAGCUACAUAAUGCUUAUGUUGAUAUGCUGUGCAAUCCAUUUUACAAGCCUGGAGAAAAUAUAACAUCAAAAGUAUUUGAAAAUGUGGUAACAGCUAUGUUGCAACAGGAUUAAGACUAUUUUUAUGAUCCUUCCAAGUGAUUAUAUGACAUAAAUGAUUCCCAAUAAAAAAUCAGUGCAAUAUGUAAGAUUGUACACUGUUAUUAUCAUUCCUUAAACAAUAUUCUUAACUCAUUAGUUAAGAAAAUGUACUUUGGUUAUGUAAAUGUUUGUAAUUUCAUUUUAAUGCAAUGUGUAACUUUGUAUUGUAGAUGUGACUUGCCAAGGUGGCUUUAGAUUUAUGUAAUUGUGUAAAUAAAAUCUUGAAAUCAUGUAUCUUCUCAGUUGAAUUGUGCCAGACUGAUCUAAUUAUGCAGUUGGACAUUAACAAUAUCAUGUAUAGAUAUCCAUUUUUCACUUGCAUUAAUUUAUAAAACACAAU
Molecule: messenger RNA, 845 nt
Organism: Physella acuta
Lineage: Eukaryota; Metazoa; Mollusca; Gastropoda; Physidae
Product: trafficking protein particle complex subunit 2-like protein
Biological process (GO): endoplasmic reticulum to Golgi vesicle-mediated transport
Source: RefSeq, a predicted model, not a curated record